This is a messenger RNA of Clupea harengus (Atlantic herring), 5321 nucleotides long. RefSeq names its product thyroid hormone receptor associated protein 3a (gene thrap3a). Gene Ontology annotation, molecular function: transcription coregulator activity; DNA binding. The record is from RefSeq and is a predicted model, not a curated record. NCBI's taxonomy places the organism in Eukaryota, Metazoa, Chordata, Actinopteri, Clupeiformes, Clupeidae. Gene Ontology annotation, biological process: positive regulation of transcription by RNA polymerase II. Gene Ontology annotation, cellular component: mediator complex.
UAAUGUGAUUGUAAUGCUUUUCCUGUCCAUUUUGUGGUACAAGUAGAUUACUGUGUCCCUUUAAAAUAUUCGAAGGCGGAGUCGUCAACGAAAACCUUGACAGGGAAAGAAAUUUGAGCUGGGUUUUGCUGGUCGUUGCUCAGCGUUGUCACAACUCCCCGUCUGUCACUGAACGGGGCUGUGUUGUCAGCUGGCAGGCACCGACACUGGAGAGCCACUAACUGAAUGAAACACUCGCAUUCGUUUUUUAGUGGCUAGAUGAGGUAGCCUAUCGAGUGACAGUGACGGUGAUGAGACAUAAUCUCUUUUGCAAAGAUAAAAAAGAAAGCGGUGGUGUUGUCGCAAGGCAUCUUGGCUGUUCUCUCCCUACCCGACUGGAUUGCUCGGAAAUAUUUUUUAGAGUCACACUGUAGUUUUGUCUUACAGUUGUUUUAUUGAUCAUUGAAAAAAAUGCCUGUCUUCAUUUGCUUCUACGUUAACAAAUUAAUGCAAUCAGUAGCAAGCUAACCAUCGUCAUUGGCAUCACUGGGACGGCGGGAUACCGUUCCACAUCUCCGGUGAAAGAAAACGAAUCACAUUGGAAGACAAUUGAGGCUAAACUGAACUGGGCCUCCUGCAGAGAUGUCAAAGACUACGAGGUCUGCCUCCAGGUCUCGCUCCCGAUCCCGCUCGGGGUCCCGCUCCAGGUCCCGCUCCUAUUCCCGCUCCCGCAGUCGCUCGCCGUCACGGCCCAGGAAGCGGCGCUACAGCUCCAGGUCUCGCUCACGCUCAAGAUCCCAUUCUCCAGCCCACAACCGCGAGAGGAAUUACCCGCGGGAGUACCAAAACAACAGAGAGUUCCGGGGCUUCCGAGGCUCUCGGCGGCCCUUUUUUCGUGGUCGAGGACGGGGCUAUUUCCCCCGCGGCCGCUUCCAGAGAGGCCGAGGCGGCAACUUCAACAACUACCGGAACAACAACUGGCAGAACUACCGUCAGUACCCCCAGCAGCAGCAGCAGCAGCAGCAGCAACAGCAACAGCAGCAGCAGCAGCAGCAGCACAGCCACAACUCCAACCACAGUCCCAAGAGGGGACGCUGUCGCUCCCCAAAGAAGCGGUCCGGCAGCCCGCACUCCCGCAGCUACUCCGAUGACUCCUCCCGCCACUCCUCCUCUUCCUCCUCCUCUGGAGCCUCCUCCUCUAAAAAGAGAUCAGGCUCCCACGCCAACAAGCGCAGGAGCAAGAAUGUGAAGGAGGACAACCCCACCUCCAAGGAGAUCCCGAAAGGAGCGGAGGGAGGUGGGGAGCAGGCGGAGGCAGAGGCUGAGGUUGGCCCAGGGGCAGGGGCAGGGGCAGGUGAGGAGGUGGGCUCUGGUGGCUGGCAGGAGGUGACAGAGCUUUCUUCUUCUAGUCCCAAGAAGUCCAGCCCACUAUCAUGUGGUCAGGGAUCAUCAAUGCCUGUUAGCCAGAAAAGCCCCUCUCCCAAAGGUUCUAAUGCCCCCAGCAAUGGCACCUCCAUCUGGCGGGGUACUGGUUGUGCAGCCUCCACUAAAAGCCCCCCAAAGAAAAGCCCUCCAAAGAAAAGCCCCACACCUGUCUCGACUGGCUUUGGCUUCUCGUCCAAAGAGAGCAGAGGAGAUGAAAAAGCCAUCUCCACUGCCUUUAAAAAGUUCCUUGAGGAACAGAAGAGCAGACAGGCCAGUGAGUUUGAGAAUGGCAGGGAGGAUGAUGCCGUUGUGGAGAACAAUGCUCUGAGAGAGAAAGGCAGUGGCAUGUCCACAGGUCACAUCUUUGAAAAGGGGCCUAACCUUAGCUUCUCCAAGUUCUCCAAUCACAACGGCAAAGUAGCCAAAGAACGGUACUCGUACGACGACUUCACCAUCCAUGCCUCAUCCAACAACUACUCCAAGGGUCCUCCCUUUCAUGGGGACGAGAAUGGAGAAGAUCAUCAUGAUGAAGAUGAUGAUGAUGAUGACGAAAACGAGGAGGAGGUGGUGACAUCUCAACAUCCAAUGAUGGAGGCAAAGGUUGAAGUAGAGGCGCCGAAGCGCAAAGGCAAGGCCUCGCUGUCGGCCCGAGAGCUGUUUGACCUGGCCUUCUUCCACGCCUCCCAGGACGAUGGCGACCUGGAGCUGCUGGAAGAGCAGCUGUUCCCAAACCGUAAGCAGGAGCGGGCGGCCGCUGUCGCCGCGGCGCUGGUCAGGAGGGAGAUGGCGGGGAUGCUGCAGGGAGCCGCCAUCUCCACAGAGAAAGGGCCUAAGGCCAGGAGGAUGGAGAAGGCCACCUCCAGCCUGGCGUCCACUGCCCCAGCCCAGGCCCCCUCCCAGAGGCCGGGGGAGAACUGGGGCAUGGACGUGCUAAUGGGCAUGAGAGAUAAGUCCCCACCCAGGGUGACUGGGAAAAGGGGAAUAGAUGUGAAUGUGCGAAUGGACUCUCUCAACGACAACAUGUCGAGCUCAAACAAUCUUCUUGAGAGCGAGAGACACCUGACGCACCCCACUAAAAAGCAGGAGCAGGAGGUCCACACUGUCUUCAAGCGCUCUCAGGCUGCCCAUGUCUGCCGCUGUUCCUCUGACCUCUUCUCUCAACACAUCGUCACCAUUGUCCACAACGUCAAAGCGCAACACUUCUCCUCCUCUGGAAUGACUCUAAAUGACAGAUUCGCCAUGUACCAGAGAAGAGCUGCAGAGAGGGAAAUAACCAAGGCAAGAAAAAGCCCAGAAAUACACAGGAGAAUUGAUGUUUCUCCCAGUGCUUUUAAGAAGCACGCGCACCUGUUUGAGGAGAUGAAAGACCUCGGGGAGAGCAGCUACAAGGCCAAAAGCAAAAAAAACAAAGGCGACUCACUGGAUCUGCGACAGGACAUAGAGCGCCGCAAAAAAUACUCCAGUCGCGACACUGAGAGCAAACGCGAGCGAGGGAGAGACUCAGGAGAGUCCACAGACUCGAGCCGAGCGAGAUCCACAGAGAAGACAUCCAAGCACCACAAGAAACACAGGAAAAGCAAGAAGAAGCGGGAACGCUCUCGUUCUUCAUCCUCCUCCUCCUCUCAUUCCAACAGGGGGGAUGACUACUCAAAGGAGGAGGCAGGCUUCAACAAGUCCCGCCUAGGACCCCCUGAUCACCGGGGCCCCAUGGAGAGAGGACGGGGCCGAGGAGGCUUUCAGCUCAGAAUAAGAGGAAGGGGAUGGAGCAGGGGAAAUUUCCAGAACAAAAGUAAUGGAAAUGGCCCUGGCAUGAGUGUGCCAGUGCAGAUCAAGAGCGAGGACAGGGAUCCAGAAUUCACCCCCAAGAGCAGGCCGUACUACCUGCACGACGAUAGGGAAGGAGAGAGGGACAAGCGGUGGGUGGAGAACCGCGGACGCGGUCGUGGCAGCUUCGUCCGCAGCGGCGGUCGGUUCCUGUUCCGCAAGGCUGCCCCCUCCGUCACCACCACCACCGCCACCAUGACCACCACCAGCACCAGCAUUGGUUCUGGCAACACCAACAGCCGCUGCAGCCCCAAAUGGACUCACAACAAGUUCAAAGGCAGCGCAGAGGAGGGGGAGGUGCCUGACGACGACACAGACCAGGACCACAAAGAAGACGGCAACACUGGGGUGGCACUCAGCUCUGGCCAGUGAGAGGUUAAGGGUUCUGAUGAUAACACCCUAUGAACUUUGACCCGGAAGCAAAUCAUCAACUCGGCAAUCAUGCUCUUAUUCGCUGCAGUUGUGGAGAUAGUGCUUGUCAGGGCAGCGAGACAGCUUUGCUUGUGCAACACCUUACCGUAGAUGAGCAAACCCUUAUCGACGAAAGCAUCAAUGAUUCAGUCUUAACAGAAAAGGGGCAAGACUGUUCUUUCACUUCUAGAGACAGUGUGGAUUUGUUCCAAGAAUGGUUAUGUGGUAUCCUCUGUCAAGUUGAAUUUACUACAAAGUAGUGCAUUGUCUCUGCUAGGACAAUGAAUGGCUGUAUUCCAAAAGCAGUGAAAUUUGCUGAACCAGUGAAUUUGGAAAAGUUCAUUUUACAUGAGUAUCACGUAAUGGUGAUGACUGGGUCUUGUUGAGACGUCAGGAUUCUUUUCUCUUCAUUUAGAUCUCACUUUUCUUUUGCAAAGCACAAAACCAUAAGGAUAGUCAUGCCUCAGAUAGGUAUAUAGUACAUAAGUUGUUAGGAGAAUGAAAAGACACUAUAUAUACACUAAAUAUAUAGUAGACCAGGAAAAAUAUAUUUAUUGUAGUAAUAAAAUCAUGAAAUUGAGCUGAAAUCAAUUCUAUAUUUCAUUAUGUAUAAAUGACCCUGCGUUUCCAUUGAAUAGUAUAGCACCUCCUUAUUCUAGAGGCACAGAGGCAGAUCCAAACAAUGCUGAGAAAAAACAUUAAAUGUCACAAUGAGUGAGAGUAUGUGUGAAGUCACAACAAAGGUCAAAACAAUCCUCCCCUAAGGUCAUGCCAGAAGGCUUUGGAAAUGAAUAAUGAUACAGAAAGACACAUGAAAGCUGCUUAAAGUUUGUGAAAGAGGCCUGAGGGAAGACCUAAGAUCGGUGACGUUCAGAAUGCUUGGACCUCUUGUUGUAAGUGGGACCAAAUGAACAGAGGUCUAACCAAAGUUAACAAGUUGAGAGUACUAACUGUCUGUUGGAAGUGGCAAUUUCUUUUUUUCUUUUUAUUAUUAUUAUUAUUAUUAUUAUUAUUUCUUGUUGGGGCUGUUUUUAAUAGUCAUUUUAAUGUGUAAGUCAGCCUCCUACGUUUGGAGCGUGUUGAGUAUAGGCCUCUGGUCCUGUGGAGAGAACUGCCUGUAUGCAGUAAGGGCUAGAGUACAAUGUGCCUCCGUAAUAUUUGUGUAGAUUUCCCUCGUUCACAUUAACUAAGUUGUAAACACAGUAACUAAGUUGAUUUGGGGUGGCUGUUUUUACUGUAGAUGAAAUAAACUUGGAGAUAUAGUGUUGACAUGAUGUAUGUACUUAUAGAGGCAUUUUUAAAUUUCUUUUUAAAGCUUUUGUUCCUUGUGUCUUGUUUAUUUUUAUAUCUUCACCAGCAGUGGACACCUGUACAGUGGAAGAGAGUCCACUGCGACACCUAGGAACUUGGAAAUAAAUAAAAUAAUUUAGCAAUUAUUAAAGGAGAUCAAUACAUAGAGAGAAUAUAAGUGCUGUUGAAAAACUGUACUUAAAAAAAAUUACAAUCUACAAUGACUGUUGCACUAAAGUGACCUGUAUGUCUUUUGGGUUCUGGGUUGCACUGUGUCUAUGUAUGGGAUGCACAUUUGGAUUGACAUUUUUUGUGGCUUAGGGGUUCAUUGUUUUUAAUGGUCUUGUAGUUCUUCUUUUCUUUCUAGAUUGUCAAUUAAAACAUUUGAUUUA